AUGGGGGUGAACGCGGUGCACUGGUUCCGAAAGGGGCUCCGGCUGCACGACAACCCCGCCCUGAAGGAGUGCAUUCGGGGCGCCGACACCAUCCGCUGCGUCUACAUCCUCGACCCCUGGUUCGCGGGCUCCUCCAACGUGGGCAUCAACAGGUGGCGAUUUUUGCUUCAGUGUCUUGAAGACCUUGAUUCUAAUCUGAGAAAAUUGAACUCUCGUCUGUUUGUGAUUCGUGGACAACCAGCAGAUGUGUUUCCUAGGCUUUUCAAGGAAUGGAACAUUACUAAACUUUCAAUUGAGUAUGAUUCUGAGCCCUUUGGAAAGGAACGAGAUGCAGCUAUUAAGAAACUGGCUACUGAAGCUGGAGUAGAAGUGAUUGUACAAAUUUCACAUACAUUAUAUGACCUAGACAAGAUCAUAGAACUUAAUGGUGGACAACCGCCUCUUACUUAUAAAAGAUUCCAAACUCUCAUCAGCAAAAUGGAACCACUAGAAAUACCAGUAGAGACAAUUACUUUGGAAGCGAUAGAAAAGUGCACAACUCCUUUGUCUGAUGACCAUGAUGAGAAAUAUGGAGUCCCUUCACUGGAAGAACUAGGUUUUGAUACAGAUGGCUUACCCUCUGCAGUUUGGCCAGGUGGAGAAACUGAAGCACUUACACGUUUGGAAAGACAUUUGGAAAGAAAAGCAUGGGUAGCUAACUUUGAAAGACCUCGAAUGAAUGCCAAUUCCUUGCUUGCUAGCCCUACUGGACUCAGUCCUUACCUCCGAUUUGGUUGUUUAUCAUGUCGACUAUUUUACUUCAAACUAACAGAUCUCUACAAAAAGGUAAAGAAGAACAGUUCCCCUCCCCUUUCCCUUUAUGGGCAAUUGUUAUGGCGUGAAUUUUUCUAUACAGCAGCCACAAAUAAUCCACGCUUUGAUAAAAUGGAAGGAAACCCCAUCUGUGUUCAGAUUCCUUGGGAUAAGAAUCCUGAGGCUUUAGCAAAAUGGGCAGAAGGCCGGACAGGUUUUCCAUGGAUUGAUGCCAUCAUGACACAGCUUCGUCAGGAGGGUUGGAUUCACCAUUUGGCCAGACACGCAGUUGCUUGCUUCGUUACACGAGGUGACCUAUGGAUUAGUUGGGAAGAAGGAAUGAAGGUAUUUGAAGAAUUACUGCUUGAUGCAGAUUGGAGCAUAAAUGCUGGAAGUUGGAUGUGGCUGUCUUGUAGUUCCUUUUUUCAACAGUUUUUUCACUGCUAUUGCCCUGUUGGUUUUGGUAGGAGAACAGAUCCCAAUGGAGACUAUAUCAGGCGAUAUUUGCCUGUCUUAAGAGGCUUCCCUGCAAAAUAUAUCUAUGAUCCCUGGAAUGCACCAGAAGGUAUCCAAAAGGUAGCCAAAUGUUUGAUAGGAGUUAAUUAUCCUAAACCAAUGGUGAACCAUGCUGAGGCAAGCCGUUUGAAUAUUGAGAGGAUGAAACAGAUCUAUCAGCAGCUUUCACGAUAUAGAGGACUAGGUCUUCUUGCAUCAGUGCCUUCUAAUCCUAAUGGGAAUGGAGGCCUCAUGGGGUAUUCUGCUGGAGAAAAUAUCCCAGGUUGUAGCAGCAGUGGAAGUUAUACUCAAGGGAGUGGUAUUUUACAUUAUGCUCUUGGAGACAGUCAGCAAACUCACAUAUUCAAGCAAGGAAGAAGCUCCAUGGGCACUAGUCUCAGCAGUGGGAAACGUCCUAGUCAGGAGGAAGACACACAGAGUAUUGGUCAUAAAAUCCAGCGACAGAGCACUAAUUAGAAAACAUUCAGGAGGAAUACUGUUCCAGCUGAAAUUGGUGGGGAGUUCAAUACUUUUUCAGUUGAAUUAUAUUAAAAUGUUCUUUGUUGAUGGAAAGCAGUUAUUUCUAAUUAUAUUUCUGUGGUUUUUAACUUUUCAAUGAAUUUCACAUAGGACACAUGGUAAUUUGUAUAUAAAGAACUUGGUAAAAGACUUUGCUUAAUAUAAAUAUAAAUAUCACAAUUAGUAUAGACCCAUCAAUAUAUUUUUGAUAAUUUUUCAUGUAUGGUAAAAGUUAAAGUGGCAAACGGAUAUUCUGAUAAUAAAAAAUAUCAAAGUUUUGAUUGUCAAUGUGGGACAAUAGGAGGUUUUUAGACUUUCUUAAAAGACUUUGUUAAAAUUUUUUUGACAUUGUUUGCUCUAACUUUGCACUCUUUGAUAAUAAUGUUUUAGGAAACGUAUGUAAUCAAAAUUGGUAGUUUAUAGCUUCUGUUAACAGACAGUAUAUGUUUUCUGUAUGUUAAAGCUUCAUGUAUGCCUGUUUGACCAAACUCAUGCAAUAAUCAUGUGUUAAGUUCUCUGUCUCCCUUUGUUUGUUCAUUUACAGUUACAGUGACCUUUGUUAUUAAAGUAUAUGCAUAUAUGGAA
This is a messenger RNA of Pipistrellus kuhlii (Kuhl's pipistrelle), 2391 nucleotides long. It is a transcript of the gene CRY1, whose product is annotated as cryptochrome circadian regulator 1. The coding region runs from base 1 to 1764 and encodes 587 amino acids. Gene Ontology annotation, biological process: negative regulation of DNA-templated transcription; entrainment of circadian clock by photoperiod; circadian regulation of gene expression. The transcript has 13 exons. Gene Ontology annotation, molecular function: DNA binding; FAD binding. Gene Ontology annotation, cellular component: cytoplasm; nucleus. The record is from RefSeq and is a predicted model, not a curated record. Lineage: Eukaryota; Metazoa; Chordata; Mammalia; Chiroptera; Vespertilionidae.